Messenger RNA from Nicotiana attenuata, 324 nucleotides. RefSeq names its product RNA-directed DNA polymerase homolog. The record is from RefSeq and is a predicted model, not a curated record. NCBI's taxonomy places the organism in Eukaryota, Viridiplantae, Streptophyta, Magnoliopsida, Solanales, Solanaceae. The transcript has a single exon. The coding region runs from base 1 to 324 and encodes 107 amino acids.
AUGGGGUAUGACGGUUGUACCAAUAAUAAUAAUGAGUUGAUUCCUACAAGAACAGUCACCGGUUUGAGAGUUUGUAUGGAUUAUCGCAAGCUCAACAAAGUCACAAGGAAGGAUCACUUUCCUCUUCCUUUCAUGGAUCAAAUGCUUGAUAGGUUGGACGACCAUGCUUUCUAUUGUUAUCUUUAUGGUUACUCAGGCUUCAACCAAAUUCUUAUUGCUCCGGAAGAUCAAGAGAAAACCACUUUUACAUAUCCAUAUGGUACCUUUGAUUUCAAACUGAUGCUUUUUGGUUUGUGCAAUGCAUCAGAGACUUUUCGUGUAUGA